AUGGUUAAAGAACAUGGAGGAGGCAAGGAACGCCCCUCGCCGCUUAGCCGUUCUCCCCGGCUGCACGUACCCCCACGAGACACUCCAGCCCUGGCAGUCCAGGGACGCCGUUUAGCGGGUAGAGGAGAUCAGUCACCGCCAGAAGCAGAUGAAGAAAUCCGCCGAUUGGCUUCGAUGAUCACGAGACAGGCAUCACGAGGCUUCACUGGAGAAACUUGGUACGACUUCGACUUACCUCUCAACAGGACUGACCCAAUAGUAAUUUUACAUUUCAACGAUGUCUACAACAUCGACACUCGAGAAGAUGGUUCCGGCGGCGUGUCUCGUUUUGUCACCGCGAUGCAACGCUUCAGUCAUUUGCACCCCUUAGUUUUUUUUUCAGGAGACGCUCUAAAUCCCUCUUUAAUGAGCACUUACAUGAAGGGACGACAGAUGGUUCCAUUCUUGAACCUCCUGAAGGUGCACACUGCUUGCCUUGGCAACCACGACUUCGACUUCGGCAUUGACGAGCUUGAGUACACAAUUGGGUCAUGUAAUUUUCCUUGGCUGCUUACAAACGUUUUCGAACGGUCCAGUUCGGAUGACCAGCGCAAGCUGGAUAGAUAUAUGCAUGGCUGUGACAAAACGUCAUUAUCUCGUGAAGGUUCCCAUGGCGAUAAGCGCGAAGCGUCCAGUGGUGCCAGUGGGGAGCCUGGCAGCAAAGUAGUCGCUGACUCCGCUAGUGAUGACUACAUCGGACUUCCAGGAGAGCCAAUAGCGAACGCAUGGAAGUAUCGUCUUUUUGAAUGGCAAGGUGUCCGGAUUGGUGUAAUUGGCCUUGUUGAGCGAGAAUGGUUAGAUACCUUGGCGUGCAUCAGCGCAGACGACGUUGUAUAUGUUGACUAUGUAGUAGCGGCGAACCGGAUGUGCCGGUUCUUGAGAGCGAAGGAGUGCGAAGUGAUCAUUGCCUUGACACACAUGAGGGCUCCUAAUGACCAGCGGCUUGCCGAGAUGGCCCCGGAUAUCGACCUUAUUUUAGGUGGUCAUGACCAUGACUACUAUGGAUUGCAAGUCAUAGGCGGUACACCUGUGGUCAAGUCAGGAACAGACUUUCACGAUUUCACAGCGAUCGCUAUAUUCCCCGGCAAUUCUUCGCCUCAGCCAAACCUACUGUCAACUGCACUAAUUGAUGACUCAGGACAGCGAGUUGGUGCAGCUGCCAUAGCCGCUGCAGCAAUCGCAACUGCACCGCGGACACUGGAUGGAACAGACUCACCAACGGCAGCCACAGCCAGUGCAAUAGCCACGGCAGUUGCCGUGGCUGAGGAGGUUUCAAACAGUCAGGCAGAAGAGCUUAGCCCGAGCGAGCUGGCGUCUCAGUUGCUUCAGGCCAAAGGGAGAAUUAUUUCGGACAACAGCCAACCCUGCGGAGAUUCGGAAGGACGCACUUUGCUUCUCAGGCCUGCCGCACCGGCGCAGUCACAGAGUGAAUUGAAGCCUUCAGAUUGUCCAGGCGGCAGCGUCGUCAUCCCGAAACUCUUAGGGAGAUCUCUGGUUCAGUGGGAGCGUAUCAGGGUCACGCCGGCUAACUUUGCAAAGAACAAGCACGUGGAACUUCUUGUAAAAAAAUAUGAGCGUCACCUCAAGCAACAAAUGCGGAGGAAACUCGCGAGACUUGGCGCCGACCUUGAAACAAGAUUUCGGAUUAUUCGCACUCAAGAAAGCAACUGCGGCAACUGGUUGUGCGAACUCAUGCGCAAGGAGUGUAAGAGUGAUAUUGCAUUCAUCAACUCUGGAACAAUUAGGUCUGACUGCAUUUUCAAAAAGGGGGACUUCCGGUUUGGGGACCUGGCAGCAAUGCUGCCAAUGGCGGACGAAAUUGCUGUGGUUAGAUGCAAAGGCUCGGUGCUUUUAGCAGCCCUGGAGAAUGCGGUCUCCCAAGUGCCCAAGACAGAGGGUCGGUUUCUUCAAGUUGCGGGGAUUAGAUUCGAGUUUGACAGCAGUAAGCCUUCUGGAAGUCGCAUUAUUAGGGAGACUGUUAAAGUGGCACCGCGGGAGAGCUGUGCACAAAUUUCUGACGGCCUUCCGAGUCUCGACCAUUUUGUGCCCUUGGAUGAGGACGCGGAAUACACUGUUGCGACGAAGUCCUACGUUCUUCAGGGCCGUGAUGGGUUUACUAUGUUGCCGAGUUGCCCAGUUCUCGUGGAAGGAGAGCUCUUGCCCCCACUACCGACGCUUGUGCGGAACGCCUUAGCAUUGACAGCCAUGGCUAACGGCCUCAACAAACCGCAUUCACGCGUCGUGUCCCGCCAGCUUUCAUCGUUUACAAGCCUCCAGCAAGAUCAGAUGCUUUCCAAGUUCGGAUGCAAGAAGGACGAUGACGAAGUGGUUCUCGCACCAAAAUGUGAUGGGCGGAUUGUAGACAGGAACGCACAGCCUGCCUAA
This is a messenger RNA of Eimeria necatrix, 2424 nucleotides long. Its product is annotated as nucleotidase, putative. Gene Ontology annotation, molecular function: hydrolase activity. Bases 1 to 2424 code for a protein of 807 amino acids. The record is from RefSeq and is a predicted model, not a curated record. The transcript is spliced from 8 exons. Gene Ontology annotation, biological process: nucleotide catabolic process. NCBI's taxonomy places the organism in Eukaryota, Apicomplexa, Conoidasida, Eucoccidiorida, Eimeriidae.